AAAGAAAAGAGAGAGAGAGAGAGAAAUUGAAAGCUAAAAAAAGAAACACUGCAGAGGGCAGACCGUACGGUAUUUCCUGAAGGGCGAAAGAGGAGAGAGAGAGAGAGAGAGAGGAAGAAGAAGAAAGAAGCUCAAUCAAUCACUGUCGAAGAAGCAUCUCCUCUCAGCUUUCGUUGUAAUCUCGCCCUCGAAAUCGGCUUCUCCGGGCUUUCGAUGGACAUGUAUGGACGCAAUCCGCCGAUGAAUGCCUCUCAACCCGCUGAAUGGACCCCCGGAGAUGCCGACACCGGCCUCGAUGAAUCGAUGUGGCAAUUAAGGCUGGGCAGUGAGACGUACCCAGAGAGACCAGGUGCCCCUGACUGUGCCUACUACAUGCGAACUGGUGUCUGUGGUUACGGCAAUAGAUGUCGUUACAACCAUCCUCGCGAUCGUGCCACCGUUGAAGCAGCUGUUAGAGCUACCGGUCAGUAUCCUGAACGCAUAGGUGAACCCCCUUGUCAGUUUUAUUUGAAAACUGGAACCUGUAAAUUUGGGGCUUCAUGCAAAUUCCACCAUCCAAAGAAUGCAGGUGGAUCCAUGAGCCACGUUCCUUUAAAUAUUUAUGGAUACCCAGUACGAGAGGGUGAGAAAGAUUGUUCCUACUAUUUGAAAACGGGGCAAUGCAAAUUUGGUAUAACCUGUAAAUUUCAUCAUCCUCAGCCUGCUGGUACAACAGUUCCUCCACCACCAGCAUCUGCACCUCAGUUUUAUCCAUCGGUGCAGUCACUAAUGCCUGACCAGUAUGGAGGUCCAUCCUCUAGCUUGAGAGUUGCAAGAACUCUUCUUCCCGGUUCCUAUAUGCAAGGCGCCUAUGGUCCCAUGCUAUUAACCCCAGGGGUCGUUCCUAUUCCAGGCUGGAGUCCUUACUCGGCACCUGUGAGCCCUGCUCUAUCUCCUGGUGCGCAGCACGCUGUUGGGGCAACUUCUUUAUACGGAGUUACACAGCUCUCUUCCACCACUGCUUCGCUUCCCCCCGGGGUUUAUCCAUCUCUGUCUUCCCCGACAGGUAUUCUUCAGAAAGAACAGACCUUUCCAGAGAGACCCGGUGAACCAGAGUGCCAAUACUACCUAAAGACAGGAGAUUGUAAGUUUGGAACAUCUUGCAAGUUCCAUCAUCCUCGAGAUCGGAUCCCGCCAAGAGCUAAUUGCGUCCUCAGCCCCAUUGGCCUUCCUCUACGCCCGGGUGUGCAACGCUGCACCUUCUACGUACAAAACGGCUUCUGUAAGUUUGGAUCAACAUGUAAAUUUGAUCAUCCAAUGGGAACCAUCAGAUACAAUCCUUCUGCGUCCUCUCUCGCUGAUGCACCGGUGGCUCCUUACCCAGUGAGCUCUCUCUUGGGUGCUCUUGCAGCCGCCCCUUCUUCUUCAUCGACUGAGCUCAUAUCUGGCGCUGCAAAAGAUCCCUACUUGUCCGGUCUGCCUACUUCAAGAAGCACAUCUAACAUCUCUGCAGGUUUGAUAUUCUCCCAAAGCACCGGCGGCUCAGUUCCAUUCUCUGACCUGCAACUCUCGAGCCAGACCUCUCUUCCUCUUACCGGUAGCAGAAUCACAAGACAAGGCCGCGAAAUUCGUCGAUCCUUUUGAAUUGGUACGGGCUCUGGAUCACCUUUUGCAAUUCUUAAUCUAUAUGAUUAUUAUUAUUAAUAUAUAUAGAAGCAUGUGAUGUGAAUUUAUAUAUAUAAUCCCCGUCCCUAAACCCAAGAAAGAAAAAAAAAAAAGCUUUUUGGGUAGAAACUGAGUGAGAAUCAUAUAUAUAUAAGAGCAAAUGUAUAUGUGCAUAUAUCAGAAGCCAAAGACAACAAAACCAAAAAAAAAAACAAGAAAAAGGCUUCAUUUUUUUUUUCCUGUGUAUAAUGUUUGUAUAGAGACGGACAAGGUUUCUUUGUUUU
Messenger RNA from Eutrema salsugineum, 1928 nucleotides. Its product is annotated as zinc finger CCCH domain-containing protein 32. Bases 214 to 1623 code for a protein of 469 amino acids. The record is from RefSeq and is a predicted model, not a curated record. Gene Ontology annotation, molecular function: metal ion binding; mRNA binding. Lineage: Eukaryota; Viridiplantae; Streptophyta; Magnoliopsida; Brassicales; Brassicaceae. The transcript is spliced from 8 exons.